UGUUGUAGUUUGAACUAAAGGACACCUGUUCACAUACCUGCCACCUCAAGCUGAAAAAUGAGAUCUUAGAUAGCGGGAAUGCCACCACGUGAACAACCACAAACCCCCAUCACUUUAAUGGCAAAAAUUUAACACCAAAACCACCAUCAAACAUUCCUCUCGUAUCCACGAACCGGAUUCGUGAAAGGCCGAAGAAAAACCGAGUUCUAGAAGCUUUUAAAUGGACCGAGCAAUCAGCAUUCCACGUGCCCGCCUCUUUUUUCAUUCAUAGCUCCCAAAGCCCUCAAAAUCAAAGGACCCAUUAAAACUGUGGCCGCUCCUUUGACAACAUCCUGGGCGGGCUCCGUGAACAUGGGACUCUUAUUCAUGUUGAUCGUUUUAGGCCUUUUUUGCACAGAAUCAAGGCUAGUUUCUGGCGAUCUCGGCACAGCAACUUCUUACGGUCCUCCUUAUAUGCCAACAACAUGCUUUGGGAGUAGGCCAGACCAGUUCCCUCCGAUGUACCUUUUUGCGGCGGUGAGUGAAGGGUUGUGGGACGGUGGUUCUGCGUGUGGAAGGCUCUAUAAAAUUAGGUGCCUGAGUGGACGUAAUAUGCCCUGCAAGGGUGGUGCUACUGUGGAGGUGAAGGUGGUGGACCUUUGCCGUCAAUCUCCGUGCCCUUCUACCAUUGCCAUGUCAACCAAUGCUUUUGCAGCCAUCUCAAACUCAUCUUCUACACAAAUCAACAUCGAAUAUCUUCAGAUAUGAAAUCAGCUGAACCAGAUCUAUGCUGAUCACAUACAGCCGAGGAUAUUUCUCAAAGAACUCUCUCCGAUGGCCAACGCUUCUAAAUCUUAAAACUUAGCUCUCAUCCUUCAACUGUAUUAUAUAAUAAUGGUCGAUAAUACUUUCAACUGUAUUAUCUCAUACUUCAACUGUAUUAAAUAGGAUGUUUUUUCAUAUGUUUAAUCUUUUAUUGUUGCCUUGUUGGUACUGAAAUCUGUUAAAAUUGUAAGUGGUUUUUCCAGAAUGA
Messenger RNA from Malus domestica (apple), 1012 nucleotides. RefSeq names its product EG45-like domain containing protein. NCBI's taxonomy places the organism in Eukaryota, Viridiplantae, Streptophyta, Magnoliopsida, Rosales, Rosaceae. The record is from RefSeq and is a predicted model, not a curated record.